This is a messenger RNA of Electrophorus electricus (electric eel), 1378 nucleotides long. RefSeq names its product prostaglandin E synthase (gene ptges). Gene Ontology annotation, biological process: prostaglandin biosynthetic process. Gene Ontology annotation, cellular component: membrane. Lineage: Eukaryota; Metazoa; Chordata; Actinopteri; Gymnotiformes; Gymnotidae. The record is from RefSeq and is a predicted model, not a curated record. Gene Ontology annotation, molecular function: prostaglandin-E synthase activity.
GAGACGGAAGCUCGUCAGCGCAAGUUGUAGAGACCCGCUACGUGUAGGCUUUUGCUAAGUAACAAUGGUGAGUCAGUACACCCCAGAAAGAGUUUGCUUAUAAAACGGCGACGGAAUCAUUCGCAUUUCAUAAACACAGAUUACAGUAAGAACACCAUGCUUUGGAAUCCCGUCUUCUCGUGCUUCGCAUUCUACAGCACGCUUUUAAUUCUGAAGAUGUACAUCCUUGCCAUCAUCACGGGACAAUUGAGGCUGCGAAAAAAGGCUUUCGUUAACCCUGAGGACGCUGCAAGGCAUGGAGGAGAUCGGUUCUGCAGAAACGAUCCGGACGUGGAGCGGUGUAGAAGGGCUCAUCUCAAUGACAUGGAGAACAUCUUCCCCUUCCUGUUCCUGGGGUCCAUCUACUCCUUCACUGAGCCAUCCCUGGUGGCAGCACGAGGUCACUUCCUGAUCUUCUUUGUGGCCCGCAUUGUCCACAGCGUGGCGUAUCUGUUGGCCCUGAAAGCACCGACACGGUCGCUGGCGUACACCAUCGCCCAGUUGCCCUGCAUCUCCAUGGUGAUACAGAUACUUGUUGCCAUGGCCUCCUAUGCAUGACAAUGUCCAGGACGCGCAUCACCAUAACUGUUCAUUGGUUAUAGCCUUUACCCAGUUUCCUAGAGGGUCAUGAUGCCUCGAUGACUGAUUGUAAGGAACACAAAUAUAAACAUUUCACCAGUAGGCCAAGCCGAAGUGUUAGGAUUCAAAUGAAGGGUAUAGAUAUUGGGUUAGAGGUUUGAACAUUGCAGCACUAGCACCUCCAUUACCUCCUGUUUACAAAGCAGCCAUGCCACUAUUUUCUUCAUUUCAAGUGUACAAAUUAAAGGUCAUUUUAUAGACAACAAGGCUGUUCUGCAAAGGUUGCCACUCCUCAACAGAAAGGUCUGUCACCGCUGAUCCUUCUGUCUUCAGCCAAGUGAGAUGCAGUGAUAAGUAAAGCUUUUGCAACAAACACUGGCUGCACUCUGUCUCUUGCACUCCUAAUUCUCUCUGCCGUUACAAGCCUCUUGGCAGAGUUGUGAGUUUGGGCGAAUUUUGCUAUGAACAGAAUGACAAACUAUAUACUGAAUGGAAAAGUGGAACAAACAAGUAAGUCUGACAAUUGUGCUGGACUGCAAUAUAAUUAUUAGGUUGAGAGGUUCUGGCUUCUUUUAAUACUACCACCGUUUAGUAAAGGAAUGAUAAGUCUCUAGUAUUUUAGGGUGGUAUUUUGAAGAGAAUAUUUGCAUAUUAAAUUAUAAAGAUUAUUUUUAAUUAUGUUACUUCUCUAGCUAUGAUAUUAUCAAAUGUAUGCAUGAAAAUGAAUGUUUUUAUAUUAAAGAUAUUAUCCAUGCUCUCA